Molecule: messenger RNA, 473 nt
Organism: Oldenlandia corymbosa var. corymbosa
Lineage: Eukaryota; Viridiplantae; Streptophyta; Magnoliopsida; Gentianales; Rubiaceae
Source: the annotation of a GenBank genome assembly
AUGGCUGUUUCCAAGGCCGGAAAUUUUUUCGCUUUCGGUUACCCAAAUUUCGAUUCGGUCAUCCAACGUUAUUUAGACGUCAAGGCAACCGAGGCCGCUGCCGGGGAGUCAUCCGAGUCACCGGAAACAAGCGUUACCAGCGUACUCCAACAGGAGUCCCACUCGGAUUCGGAGUCUACAGAUGUGGACGAGGAUAUGAUCAGUUUGGCUCUUUCGUUAGCCCCUCCAGAAGUAAGAAAAGAGAACAGGAGGAAGGCGGAAGAAGAUAGGGCAUUAGGGGAUAUUCAUGUUGAAGAGAUGACUUUGGACGAACUGCAAAAGUUGAACGACCGGAUGGAAGAUUUGAAGAAGAAAAUUGCCGAUCGAGCUAAUGAUAUACGUUUUGGAUCAGUGAAAAACUGAUCCGCAAUUUGUUUUCGCUGGCCGAAUUCUUUUCGGGUAAUUGGUGUACCUUUUGUCCCAUAUCUCAUUGU